Panicum hallii is the source of this 3832-nucleotide messenger RNA. RefSeq lists its product as uncharacterized. The transcript is spliced from 4 exons. Bases 1096 to 1962 code for a protein of 288 amino acids. Lineage: Eukaryota; Viridiplantae; Streptophyta; Magnoliopsida; Poales; Poaceae. Gene Ontology annotation, molecular function: nucleic acid binding; zinc ion binding. The record is from RefSeq and is a predicted model, not a curated record.
CUUUGCUCAAGCUGUUUAUUUUCAGAUCACAUGUUUAGCUAGUUUGUUAGCAAUUGUUGUGACUAGUCCCUGCUAAUCCUUGCUUCCUCUAGCUUAUGUUAAUUAGCUUUUGUUCUUGCUAAUUCUUGUUAGCCUUUGCAUGCUUAGUUAGCUUCCUCUUCUGUAUCGUUUUAGGGUGAGCUUGUCGCCGAUUUACUUGCGUCAUCUUGGCGGUGUGGUUGCGCCAUCUUGGCGGUGUGGUGUUGGGGUGAAAAUCGGGAUAUAGGCCUUAUUCUCUUAUUGAGGAGAACUUUUAAAGGCUCUCAUUCAACACCCCCUCUCCCCUUCUGGUCGUCAUUUCGGUUCUUCAAUUGGUAUCAGAACUUUGGUUAGGAUCACUCCAUCUUAACCGGCUUUGUGAUCCAAUAUGGCGACCUCCAACCGCGCCUCCCUAUUUUGAUGGGUCCGACUAUCGAUAUUGAAAACUCGCAUGAAAGCCCCUCUAAAUAUUAGAGGAGCAGCGGUCUAGGAGAUUACACAUGAUGCUACCAUACUAUUCCUACGAUCCGUGUGAGUCAAGAUGAUAAGGAUAGGUAUUACGCCAACAAUAAGGCGGUUGACAUCUUGCUUUCAAGUUUGAGUCAAGCUUAGUUUGAUCGUGUCGAGGAUCUAUCUCUAGCUCAUGAGAUAUGGUCCUGCCUGGAGAGUUUCCAUGAGGGAACUAAUCAGGUGAAGGCAUGUCUUUUCGAGACUUAUCGCCGUGAGUACAAAAACUUCUCUCAUUUGCCCGAGGAGUCCACUGAUGCUCUUUUUCAGCGCCUCCUUGCGAUUGUGAACAAGAUGAAAGCAAACAUUACCGUUUUACCUUACACUGAUCAUGAUAGAGCUUUGAAGCUCUUACACGCUUUGGAUCAUGAGGUGUGGGGUACGAAGGUUGAUGCUAUCAUUGAGUCCAAAGGAUAUGAGACUCUUACGACAGAUGAGCUUUUCUCCAAGCUGAAGUCGACUGAGGUUGAUAUGAAGCUUAGAACUAAACAUGUGAACCCUAAUGAUCCUCAUAAUUUGGUUCUCAUGUAAGGAUCUGGACAGUCUUCUUCUUUAGCUAACAAAACAACCAUGUCAUUUGCCUUGUCUUCUUUGUUGUUUGUUUCAGAGGAGCAACUUGAAGUCCUUGAUGACGAGGAGCUUGCCUUGUUCACAAGUUGGUUAAUGCGCUUCAACAACAACCGCAAGAACCGGCGAAGAGGUAACAACACCUGCUUCGAGUAUGGCAAGCCUGGUCACUUCAUUGCUGACUGCCCCGACAAGAACAAACUCAAGAGCGGGUACGACUACAGCAAAGACAAGGACAAGGACAAGAAGAAGAAGUAUUACGACCGUGAGAAGAAGGAGAAGCGCAAGAAGGCCAAGGCACACGCCUUUAUCACCUCUCUCAGCGACGUCGACUCCGACACCGAUGAUCACGAUGAUCCAAGCUCAAGUGAGGAGGACGACGAUCGCAAGGCGAAGAAGGAUGCCAAGAACAUCAACGGUCUUUGCUUCUACACCAACGAGAACUGCGGCGGGUACUAUGUCAUGGCUCUUGACGCCGAUGAGCACAAGGACAACGACUCCGAGUUAGAAGCUGAGGAUGGAGGACUGGAGAACAUGUGGUUGAUUGACUACGGUUGCUCACGACAUAUGACCAGAGAUUCAAGAUGGUUCUCCAGCCUCACCCCGGUGAUGACCAAGGAGUACAUCACUUUCGGGGAUAACAGUCACGGUGAACAGAAAAUGCGACAAAGCAUCUUUGAGAUAGAGGAAGAGAAUGCAGAUGAUGGUGGUGAAGAUGAAGAUGGGAUCCAUCAUGUUCCAGUUGUUGCACAUGUACAUUCUACUUCGACUACAUUCGUUGAUGGUCCAGAUACUACAUCCAGUACACUAGGACAUCAACAUGAACCACCACAUGAUCAAGUUGAAGAAGUUCAGGAGGAACCCAGCUGAAGUUGAGGGGGAGGCUACUUCUGAGCGUGCAGCUCCAUGACAUAUUCGGCGACGUGAUCCACCUCAAAAAAUGAUCAGUAACUUAAAUGAACGCACCACUAGGCACAAAUCCAAGGAGAUUUCACAUUUUGCAUAUUCUGCAUUUGUUGCCUCUUUUGAACCCCGAGAUGUUGGACAAGCUCUCUCUGAUCCAAAUUGGGUAAAUGCCAUGCAUGAGAAGUUGGAAAACUUUGAAAGAAACCGGGUCUGAGUUUUAGUUGAACCUCCACCAAACUGCCAUCCCAUAGGAACCAAAUGGGUUUUCAAAAAUAAACAGGGUGAGGAUGGUUUGGUUGUGCGAAACAAAGCGAGGUUUGUGGCCCAGGGGUAUAGCCAGAAAGAAGGGAUAGAUUAUGAAGAAACUUUUGCCCCUGUUGCCCAUCUAGAAGCCAUUCGAAUCCUUCUUGCUUUUGCGGCUUUCAAAGGUUUUAAACUUUUUCAAAUGGAUGUCAAAAGUGCUUUUUUAAAUGGUUUCAUAGAGGAAGAGGUUUAUGUGAGGCAACCCCUAGGUUUUGAAAAUCCAAAACACCCCAACAGUAUUUUCAAGCUUCAAAAGGCUCUUUAUGGUUUAAAACAGGCUCCUAGAGCAUGGUAUGUUCGUUUGAAAAUGUUUUUGCUUGAACAAGGUUUUGAAAUGGGGUCAGUUGAUAAACUCUCUUUCUUCUCAGUCAAGGUAAUGAUACCUUAAUUGUUCAAAUUUACGUGGAUGAUAUCAUCUUUGGUGGCUCUUCUCAUGCUAUUGUUGCCAAGUUUGUAGAUACCAUGAGCAGGGAGUUCGAGAUGUCGAUGAUGGGGGAGUUGAACUUCUUCCUCAGCCUUCAAAUCAAGCAAAGCAAAGAAGGCACCUUUGUGCAUCAAGGCAAGUAUACGAAGGACAUGCUAAAAAAGUUUGACAUGGCAGAUGCUAAGCCAUUGUCAACUCCCAUGGCGACGACGACAGUCUUGAAUGCAGAUGAAGAUGGAGAGGUGGUGGAUCAGAAGGAGUACCAGAGCAUGAUUGGCUCUCUCUUGUACUUGAUGGCGACGAGGCCGAACAUACACUUCGCCGUGUGUCUGUGCACUCAUUUUCAGUCUUCGCCGCGGACCUCGCACCGACAGGCGGUGAAGAGGAUUAUGAGUGUGCAGGUGUGGAGCCCGAAGGCAGUGGCGCAGAGAAGGUGAAGGUCAUGCGGGUCCGUGCCGAUGGACCAGGAGCGGUGAAGGGCGGAUGCUGGGCGUGGACUGAGGGACUAGAGAAGCUGGGCGGUUAGCUGCAGUGGCUGACACUUGGGACAUCGAUGAGUGCGAGAAGACAUGGAGGAGUAGACCGUGUGGACCGAGUCCAAGACGGCGGUCAAGAGGGUCGAGCGGAGGCGCCAGAGGACUCGGCGAUCGGGCGGUCGAGGAUCGAGCACGUGUUGAGAUCACAGCUGACGCGUCGGGCGGACGCUACUCGCGGAGGCGGGUUUAUGGGUUUGGGCCUCAAAACCCGGGUGGAGCUUCCGAGGGAAGCGCGGCAGCACGUGGUGGAAUCCUGGAGGUUGAGUCAAGGCGACAGCAAGUCCAGGCAGGAAGCGGGGCCGCCGGAUCAGAUCUUCAGCGAGUUGCUCCAGAAUGCCUUAGGGUUAGCUGGUUCGCUUAGUUGGGGCUAAGUGGAAAUGUUCAACAGCCUCGUUAAAUAAGGAGAGGAUGGCUCCACUCAUCCUUACCUCUUGAGUUUUUUAUUUUCCUUCUCUUUAGGUUUUACUCUCCCGAGUUCUUGCUCCUUAGGUCCACGGAUGAACUAAAACCGUGUCUGUGUAAAUCGUGCUUGAGAUUUUCAUAGGAAUAGAGGCCCUAACCUCCUUUUGUC